AUGAUUUUGCCACCAAGUAGCAGCAACAGCCUGCAAAACCAGUUGAUACAUUGCCAUAAACAGAAACAAGGAAAUGAUGCAUCAUCAUAUUCCAUCAUCCAAAGGCAUGAGCUAAUGGAUAAAGCUUACCUUGAUCAUGACUACAUGGCCUGUGCACCAUUCUCCAUUAUAAACAUAUGUCAUCAACCUUGUUCGCCUUGCCACACUAUACCCACACUUUGUUCUAUUAAAUCAUCUAAUCUUACAGGCGGGUCAUGCCCUGUGAAGAAUGAUUCUACUUUUGAAAGAACAGUAAACACAAGUAAAUUAGUUGAGGCCUGUAGAACUGUUGAUCCACUUAAAGAGUGUUGCAGACCUGUUUGUCGGCCUGCAAUUAUGGAUGCAGCGCUUCAGAUUUCUGGCCGACAAAUGAUGAUAAAUAAUGACAAUAUGGCUGGGGAAAUGAAUCACACUGAUUAUCUAAAUGAUUGCAAAGGUGUUGUUUAUUCUUAUCUUUCCAAACAACUAUCAUCGGAGGUUGCAAAUAAAGCAUUCCGGAUACUAUCUGCCUGCAAAGUCAACAAAGUUUAUCCUUUGACUUUUAAGGAGCCUUCAGAUGUAAUUGCUGUAUGUAAGAAUGUAGUUGCUCCUAGUCCUACCUGCUGCAGUUCAUUAAAUACAUAUAUUGCAGAGACACAACAAAAAAUAUUAAUUACCAAUAAACAAGCUAUAAUAUGUGCAACACAAUUUGGAUCGAUGUUACGUGGAGGUGGGGUGAUGAAAAAUGUUUAUGAGCUUUGUGAUGUCGAUUUGAAAGAUUUCAGCAUACAAGCAUUUGGAGUACAAGAUGCAGAAUGUCUACUCCGAAGCUUGCCGGGAGAUGUGAUAUUUGACAAUUCAUCUGGUGUUAGUUUUACAUGUGAUUUAAGUGACAAUAUUGCUGCACCCUGGCCCUCAUCAUCUUCAUUUACAUCUCUAUCAUUCUGUGCACCUGAGAUGUCAUUACCAGCAUUACCAAUUUCACAGUCAUUGAAAAACAUUGGUUGUAAUUCUGCUGGAGUGGGUUUCCUUGUUAUAUUUACAUUUUUUGUCAGUAUUGUUGUACUGAUAUUUUAGGGUUUUGAAGUGUGU
This is a messenger RNA of Lathyrus oleraceus (garden pea), 1110 nucleotides long. RefSeq lists its product as uncharacterized. Lineage: Eukaryota; Viridiplantae; Streptophyta; Magnoliopsida; Fabales; Fabaceae. The transcript has 2 exons. The record is from RefSeq and is a predicted model, not a curated record. Bases 1 to 1095 code for a protein of 364 amino acids. Gene Ontology annotation, cellular component: plasma membrane.